Cladophialophora carrionii CBS 160.54 is the source of this 606-nucleotide messenger RNA. RefSeq lists its product as uncharacterized. Bases 1 to 606 code for a protein of 201 amino acids. NCBI's taxonomy places the organism in Eukaryota, Fungi, Ascomycota, Eurotiomycetes, Chaetothyriales, Herpotrichiellaceae. The record is from RefSeq and is a predicted model, not a curated record. The transcript is spliced from 2 exons.
AUGGACGUCAGUGCUGACAUGAAGCAGCUCGAUCGCUGUGCUUCAAAUCGACUCUUCGACAAGAUGCGUGCCCUUUCUGCCAUCAGCUCUUUCGCCACCACCGUCAUGCUCUUUUGUUUCUUCAAGGCCACAUAUGCGUUCGGCACCGCCAACGUCUGGCAGUGGUGCAAGAACUCCGACGUGUACUGUGCUACCGUCAAAGGCUGCGGUCCCGGAACUGCCCCAGGUCAAUGUCCGGGUGUCCAUUGGGACAAGCUAGAACAUGGCCAUAACAUCACGGUGGAUUUCGACGGUAAUCCGUGCACCAGAGAUCCAACUGCUUCUCCGAUCCGGGUAACCCAACUGGAGUGGACCUGGGAGCAGGGUCAAGGCAAGGUCUACUACGAUGUCAGCAAUGUCGCCGGCACUCCGUUCGUCGACGAGGGCUUUAUGCUGCAUUCAGUUGACGCCAAAGAUCCGGGCAAGAUCCUGAACCGCUGCUUCGACGCUUGGUGCGACAAGAACGACGUUUCCUGCAACCAGGUGUAUGAGGUUUGGAACGACGCCGAGCAGGCCAUGAGAGCUUGCUAUGACGGCGCCAUCCUGGGGUUGCAGCUGUGUCUUUGA